AUGGAUUCGUCUUUGCUACUAUGGAACAAGAAACGGCAGCCUCGUGCUACUGCUGUGUUGGCCUCAUUCGUUUCACUGAAUAAAGUUGAUCGACCCCCUUCCGACGCCGAUAAGGAGCUUUUCUUCGUCGCUUGUGAGCUUGCCGAAACACAAUACGCAUUUUCGGACGUCGGAGUGGGAGCUACUGCAGAUGAUGUUAUGGGCUACGGUGAAUUUAACUCGCUAUAUUGUGGUCAGCCAGCGCAAUUUUACCUGAGAAAUUACAAGACGAGAGUGGGAAACGUUUCGGCAGCUCAGGUCCAGCGCGUGCUAGCGCGGCAACGCUUCUACGACAUUUCAGUUGAGUGGGAGCACAACGCCAUAACAAUCGAAAAUGAACUUGAGCAGACUCAAGCAGAUGAUCUUGCUAAUACAAAGCUUGAAUUUGUCAUGGAACAAUUGUCGAACGGGGCACCAUUUGACGAGUAUUAUGCCAAAACUGGUACAAUGGCAGGUGCAACUGAUCCUGCUUUUACUCCAACGUCACUAAAGUCUCUAGUGACUGAAGAAACAAAAGAACGGGCCGAGUACAUGGAUGAAGCAACUAAACGCGCCGAGAUAGAACGAAAAUUGGAGACGAGGCUGAUUCACUCGCUCAGCACGUUGAGUCAACAAACGACGAGCAUGCAGCGUGGCAUUGUACUUCCAUUGUACCGUAAUAUCACGACGCUCAGUGUCUCACUAAUUUUGCAACUGCGCUCCCUUGGUGUGGAUCUACCGAUUGAGGCACCGCACUGCGGCGAUUUGAUGAAAGUUACGGAGAAACGAUGA
Molecule: messenger RNA, 810 nt
Organism: Peronospora belbahrii
Lineage: Eukaryota; Oomycota; Peronosporomycetes; Peronosporales; Peronosporaceae
Source: the annotation of a GenBank genome assembly